CAGGACUCGACAAGACGGACGCUUCUUUCGGCGCUCUGGUUUGCUGUGUAGGGGGCUCGGGUCCGCCGUGAAAGGCGGACGGUAAACUUGGAUAGCAAUAAUCCCUGAGGAGUCUGCACAGAACCAUAUUGCGACGCAGUAGAGCAGGAACUCUUCCGCACACAUCCUCGAAACAACCGAUCUCAUGGCGAUGUUCACAUUCGACCACGACGAAGCGCAUCUGGCGACAGAGAAGGCGCAACAUGGCCUCGAGCCUACCCUGAACGAUGGCGACGACGUCUUUGCGCCUGAGAAAAUGGACACGGACACCCUUCAUGUGGGAACCCCGCCAAUCAAUAUAGUGUCCCCGCUGCCCAGGCGCGCAGUGCAGCCCAAUCUGGAGACCAAGCAGCAAGCGACGGAUCGGCUGGACUUCGACAUGGUCAUGAAGAAGGCGCAGAAGAACAAGAAGAAAAAGAAGAAGGCCAUGAAAUCUGGCGCACUGGCUGGCAACAUCACUCGAGGCUUCCAUACGCCGAUUACCUCUGGUGGAGAAGAGUCGGAUUUCUCUAGGGCUGCCACCCCUCGCUUUGGGCCUGCUGUUUCUGGACUCCCGAGUGUGACUAGUAGUCCCGCUCUGAGGCCAGUGUCUGCUGCCGGCGGUAUCAGUAACUUGAAAGCGCAACUCGAGGCACUCAGCAUCAAUACUAGGGUCGACUCGCCGGUUAGAGGGUAUCCCUUGUCCAGGGUCGUAUCUGGGCUUUCCAGCAAUGCUAGCAUGUCUGGACGCGACAGCGACAGUGACCGUACCGAGAUGGAGAGCUACGAGAUCAAUCUCGACGAAGACUUCAGUCUCGACGCCCAUUCCAAAACAUCAACAAUGGUCAGCAGUGGUAUGGUGCGCAAGAUGACCGCCGAGGACUUUGAGCCCCUGAUGUGUCUUGGGAAGGGCAGUUACGGCACUGUCCUGCUUGUCAGGCAGCGCGCCACUGGCCGUCUCUUUGCUCAGAAGCAGUUCAAGAAGGCGUCAAUCACAGUGCACAAGAAGCUGAUCGAGCAGACCAAGACAGAACGCACAAUCUUGGAGUCCGUCAACCGACACCCGUUCAUUGUCAAUCUGUACUACGCCUUCCAGGAUCACGAAAAGCUCUAUCUCAUUCUCGAGUAUGCGCAGGGAGGAGAAUUGUUCCACCAUCUUGCCGCUGAGCGCAUGUUCACGGAGGAGGUGACAGCCUUCUACAUGGCGGAGAUGGUGCUCGCGCUGGACCAUCUUCACCGCACCGUCGGCGUCAUCUACCGCGAUUUGAAGCCCGAGAACUGUCUCCUAGAUUCUGAGGGCCAUCUGCUCCUGACAGAUUUCGGCCUCAGCAAGGUCUCCCUAGACGAGGACAAUCCCUGCCGCUCCUUCCUCGGCACAGUCGAGUACAUGGCCCCCGAGGUUGUGCAAGGCAUCGACUACGGCGCAGCGGUAGACUGGUGGUCUCUCGGCGCCCUAGGCGUCGAUCUACUAACAGGCAACCCCCCUUUCACAGGCAACAACAACGCCAAAAUCCAAGAGAAGAUCGUCAAGCAGAAACUCGCGCUCCCCUACUACAUGAGCGCCGACGCAAAGGACCUCCUCACGCGCCUGCUGCGCAAAGAGCCCAAGAAGCGCCUCGGCUACAACAUGCCCAAAGACCUGCAGAUCAUAAAGAGCCACCGCUUCUUCCGCAAAAUCGACUGGAAGAAACUCCAGGCCCGCGAGCUCGAGCCGCCCAUCCAGCCCCUCAUCACGGAUCCCGAACUCGCGGAGAACUUCGCCCAGGACUUUACCGAUCUGCCGCUCAGCCCGGUGCUUGUGCGCGACGACCUGGGCGACUUUAUGAGCGAGUCGCAGUCGAAUCCGUUUGGAGGGUUUAGCUUCGUGGCUAGCUCGAGCUUGCUGGAGGCGGGAGAGUGGGGGUACUAGAUGAUUCAUGGGUUUGGAAGACGUUAGAUGUCGGUUUUGGAUUAUGGUUACGUUUGAUGUAUUGCUUCGUUGUUUUCGCAUUACGAGACGGUUUUGAUGCAUGUAUGGUCUGUGGUAUUUUUGACUUUUGCGAGGUAGAUCGUGAUUGCAUAGCGGG
This is a messenger RNA of Dothidotthia symphoricarpi CBS 119687, 2084 nucleotides long. Its product is annotated as kinase-like protein. The record is from RefSeq and is a predicted model, not a curated record. The transcript is spliced from 2 exons. Gene Ontology annotation, molecular function: protein serine/threonine kinase activity; ATP binding. Gene Ontology annotation, biological process: protein phosphorylation. Lineage: Eukaryota; Fungi; Ascomycota; Dothideomycetes; Pleosporales; Dothidotthiaceae. The coding region runs from base 185 to 1927 and encodes 580 amino acids.